AUGUCCACGGACAUAUAUGAAGGUUUUAAUUUGUAUAUAUUAGCGGAAAAGUUCUAUAUUGAGCCACGAGAUCGAGAUGGAAACCGCCUAUCAACGCAGUACGUCGAGAUCGAUCGACACACCAAUCACAUACGAGUAUCAGACGUAUCCACUUCACGAAUUCCUCUCCAUGAUGCGGAUAUACAAUAUAUUUAUGGCUUACUCGGCAUAAUCCCCAUUGUUUCCGGUAUGGCUUUGAUAGUGAUUAAAAAAGCACGUUUGGUUGGUAAAUUGAAUGGACAUUCUAUUUGGACAAUCACAGAAACGGAUAUUAUCCCAUACAAGAAAACAACACUACAUUUGACUGAGAAACAGAUAUGGUAUAAUCGUCAUUUUACGGAAAUGUUACAAAGUGUGUUGGCUAUGACCGGCUUCUACUUCUCCUAUUCCGUUGAUCUUUCGCGAUCACUUCAAUGGUUGAGCGAGAAUGGAACACCAUCGUUUAAACAAAUGCCUAUGAUUGAUCGGGCGGACGCUCGAUUUACUUGGAAUAACUACCUCCUAUCGCAGUUACGUCCAGUGCAAGGCAUUGCACGAUUUGCUUUACCCAUUAUUCAUGGAUUUUAUGGAGAAGAUUAUCAUUGCGUUAAUGGAAAUCAGUUUAAAAUAACAUUGAUUUCAAGACGGAGCAGAUACAGGGCUGGAGUACGCUUCUAUAAAAGAGGGGUAAGCAGUGAUGGACAUCCCGCUAAUUUUGUUGAGACCGAACAAAUUGUUGAAACAUUAUCGGGCCAAGCUAGGAGGUUGACCUCUUUUCUGCAGACAAGAGGCUCAAUCCCAUUAUUGUGGUCCCAACGCCCUAAUUUGAAGUGGCAGCCAAUGCCUACCGUGAAACCCAACGACGAUCAACUUUCAGCAUACAUAAAGCAUUUUGAGAAUCAGAAGAAGACGUAUGGUGGCCAACAUGUCAUUGUAAACCUAGUUAAUCAAACAGGACGGGAGAAGAAGAUAGGUGCCGAACUUGAAAGGAUCAUACAGCAAGCCAAUCUCAGUUAUGUUAGGUAUAAUCCUUUCGACUUCCACAAAGAGUGCCAAGCAAUGCAAUGGCAUCGAUUGUCGCUAUUGAGAGAUCAACUGCGACACGAAAUAACUCAAUUUGGAUUCUUCGCGGCUUCUACAGAACUGACUGAUACUGAUCUUGUCCAGAGGUCUCAAACUGGAUUCUUCCGAACGAAUUGUAUGGAUUGUCUCGACAGGACCAAUGUAGUGCAGUCGAUGAUCGCUCGAGAGUCGCUAACCGAUCAGCUCACAUACCUAGGUAUUCUCAUCGGUGGGCAAAGAGUGGAGACGUGUGAAGAACUAGAAACCUCUUUCAAACACCUAUGGGCAGAUAAUGGUGAUGAGUGUAGUCGGCAAUACGCUGGAACAGGUGCUCUCAAAGCGGACUUCACUCGAUUAGGAAAGCGGACUUAUACUGGUGCAAUAAACGACGGUAUUAAUGCGAUUACACGAUAUUUUCGCAAUAAUUUUGCUGAUGGGUACCGACAGGAUGCCAUGGAUGUUUUUCUGGGCAACUUUGUAAUCGAUGUUCAUAAUCUGCCAUCUAGCUUAGAAGCUACCUUGAUAUCAUUGGAUCAGAAUGGAAUAGCCCUCUUAGCCGCCUGUUUUGCUAUGGCCAUGACAAUACUAUGUGUGCUGGUUGCAGAAAAUAUUUCCGCCACUCUGUUUUGGUUGGCUGUCUUUUUGAUAUGCAUGAUGUUCAUAUUCAUAAAUGGAGAGGAAUUCGUUAACGCGCCAAAGUUGAAGCAGGAUUAA
This is a messenger RNA of Haemonchus placei, 1794 nucleotides long. Lineage: Eukaryota; Metazoa; Nematoda; Chromadorea; Rhabditida; Trichostrongylidae. The record is from the annotation of a GenBank genome assembly.